Aspergillus terreus NIH2624 is the source of this 1455-nucleotide messenger RNA. RefSeq lists its product as uncharacterized. The transcript has a single exon. Lineage: Eukaryota; Fungi; Ascomycota; Eurotiomycetes; Eurotiales; Aspergillaceae. Bases 1 to 1455 code for a protein of 484 amino acids. The record is from RefSeq and is a predicted model, not a curated record.
AUGCCAGAAGAAGAAGUCUUCCAUCUCCACCCAAACGGGUGGGAAAACGACCCAGAGGAAGAGAGAUUCAAAGUCUCGACACUCGACUACCUGACGCCCUGCACAUACAACAACUACGCCUUAUUCUUCCGACUCGACGACGCCGAGAAGAGCAACGCAGCCGCAGUACUGAAAUCCGGCCUCGAGCGCACACUCAGCCAGACCCGCCAUCUCUGCGGGACCAUCGAGAAAGACCCGGAGGGCGGCCACUCGUUCGUCAAGAGAAAGGACAGCACCGUCCGGUUCUUCGUCCAGUGGCUCGACGCCGCCGGCCCGGAGUACCCGUCGCUGGACGACAUCGAGAAAGCCCACUUCAGCGCCACCACCCUCGGCGACCUAACCCGCUGGAGCGUGCCGCCAAUGACCUACGGCGAGAAGCCCGAGGCGCACCCGGACGCGCACCCAACCGUCGCAGCGUACAAGGCGAACUUCGUCCGCGGCGGGCUCGUCUUCAUCAUGCACCACCACCACUACGCCAACGACGUGAUGGGCUGGGUCGGGCUCACGCACCAGCUGGCCGAGAACUGCCGCGCCGUCUGUUCUAACGACGCAUCCGCCUUUCCGCCCUGGGACGCGGCGUGUCUCGACCGCGCGCGCUUGACGAAGCCCGAGGUGCAGGAGGACGCGAAGAUUGACGGCCCCCCGCCGCCGCGCCGCCAUCCCGCCCACACCGUCGCCGUGUCGCUGCUCUUCCACCUGCCGAAGAGCAAGGCCGCGGCGCUGAAGCGGCGGGCCUCGCAGACGGACGCGGACGGCGCCUGGGUGUCCACGUACGAUGCGUUCUCGGCGUUCAUCUGGCGCACGCUGACGCGGCUGCGCGCGCCGGUCUUUAAGCCGGACAUGGACGCACCUCUGCCCUGGUUCGAGGCGGUCGACAUGCGCCGCCGUCUGCACAGCCCGACGUGUCCGCCGCGGAUCCAAUGUAAUGUGAUGUACGCGGCGAUGUCGCCGACGGCGCCUGUGCCGCAGCCCACGGUCGCGGAGGUGAUUAACUGGCCGCUACCCAGGCUGGCGCGGUACAUCCGCCAGCUGACCGACAGCGUCACGCAGGAGAGCCUGGACCAGACGCUGGACAUGGUGGCGAGGAUCCGUGACCGUACGGCGCUGAGCUUCCGGAUCAACGCGCAGCCGCCCAUGUCGAUUCUCCAGACGGAUCACCGCGAUGCGAAUGUUGCUGAGGCGGAUUUUGGGUUUGCGAAGCCUGUUACUUAUCGCCAUCUGCUGGAUUGCGUGACAGAGGGGGUGAUUAUCAUCUACCCGCCGCGUCGUGCGGCACCGGACUCGGAUGAGGGGUGCGAGUUUGCGAUUGCGUAUGAGAAGAGGUUGGCGCAGGAGUUGAUUGAUGAUCCGGAGUGGAGGGAGUACUUUGAGUACAGGGGGGUGGAUGCGGAGGAUGCGGGUCAUUAUCUCAAUUGA